AUUUCAGCACCGCUUCGGCGCUUCCGUUCAGUUUGAACCUAGCAAGUAGCCGUAAGGAGGAGCAAACGUCGCCUUAGCAACGAAUAGGGAUUUUACAGUGGUUUGGAAUGAGUAGCAGCAAAGUUCUUCUAAACUGGGUUGAAUUCUUUAUAAAGCAAAUGCGCUUUAAAUUUUCAGGUUACUAACUAAAGCCGUGAUGGCUACAAGCAACCCGUCAGUGUUUCUUCUCUCGGUUAACGGACAAAUUGAGGGAGCAAACUUUCCAGAGUAUGACAACUUAUACUGCAAAUAUUGUUUUGUCUACGGCCACGACUGGGCUCCAACGUCGGGGUUGGAGGAAGGCAUCACUCAAAUAACAUGUAAAGGAAGUGAGUCCUCACACAAAUUAAUAUGGAACUUCCCACUGGAGACAACGUUUAAGAGCACAAACCCAUCUGGAUGGCCUCAGCUCGUAGUGAGUGUGUACGGUCCAGAUGUGUUUGGCAACGAUGUGGUCAGAGGCUAUGGAGCAACACACAUCCCCUUCACACCUGGACAACACACACGAACCAUCCCCAUGUUUGUUCCUGAGCCCACAUGGAGACUACAGAAAUUCACAAGCUGGCUGUUAGGACGGCGGCCAGAGUACACAGACCCUAAAGUAGUGGCCCAGGGUGAAGGCAGAGAAGUGACGCGGGUUCGUUCCCAAGGCUUUGUCACCGUCUCCUUUCACAUCAUUACUAAAGACAUAAAGAAACUGGGUUACGACACAGGACCCUCGAGCCUCGCAAACACACCGUCUGCCACAUCUGGCUGGUCGACGGGGGAACAACCGUACAACAUGGAAUAACAAAAGACCGUUUUGUCUGUACGCUCAAGGAUGUUUGGUCCCUGCCAAAA
Messenger RNA from Sander lucioperca (pikeperch), 879 nucleotides. RefSeq names its product B9 protein domain 1 (gene b9d1). Lineage: Eukaryota; Metazoa; Chordata; Actinopteri; Perciformes; Percidae. Bases 197 to 829 code for a protein of 210 amino acids. Gene Ontology annotation, biological process: cilium assembly. Gene Ontology annotation, cellular component: MKS complex. The record is from RefSeq and is a predicted model, not a curated record. The transcript has 7 exons.